Messenger RNA from Striga asiatica, 1368 nucleotides. The record is from the annotation of a GenBank genome assembly. Lineage: Eukaryota; Viridiplantae; Streptophyta; Magnoliopsida; Lamiales; Orobanchaceae.
AUGCAUAUUAGUGAUAGUCGUCGGGGUGGUGGGUCUGUUAGAGACAAGUUGGGUUAUCAGUACUUAGGGUUCGGGUCGGGUUCUUUUGGCGGGAGAACCAGGUCCUUGCUUAAGCGUCGCACUCCCGAACUGGGUCAAUUUCAAACCGGGAAGCAGAAGCUUCGUCUUGAAUCUGUGAAGUUUCUCGGGAUCUCCAGCGACGACCACUCUCCCCUCACUUCAUACGUUUUGCUUGGUCGGCGGUUUUCUCCGGGACCGGCUCGCUCCCCCGUCACUUUUCCUUACAGGGAAAUGGCUUUUUCACUACUACUUAGAAGGGUUAAUCUACUAAGACCGGUUACAAAUUCGCUUCUUUCAUCACAGUGCAGUAAAUUUUUCACUUCAAAGUCCUCCCCAUUACCUCGUUACGAUAGGUGUCACUCGAUCAACGACAGGCUCCAUCUGUCCCCAUUAUUUUUGGGAGUUGGUAAAGACGAUGAUAUGAAGGACUUCAAGAUUGAGGUCGUGGAUGAUGCCACGUGGCACGUCUCCUCAGGCUUGGCCGAUGCAUGGAGAGAGAAUGACGAGAAGAAAGCUCUACAAACGAGCUGCGGUUUUAACAAUCAUGAUUAUGACUGUAUUGAUGAUUGUGAGGUGACUAAUCCCGUGGACUUGAAUAAGAGCGACCUUGCUUUUGACGAGAUUGAGGACAUGAGGAUUCAUGGGAAUCUGUUCUACAAGAUCGACAAGGACUCUAGAGAAUACGAAGAGUACAAAUUCGAUUUCCAUGGAAGGAAAUCUUCGAGGAACGAUAAAUAUCGAAAAGGAAGAGCAAAUAGUCAAGCGGAAGAGAAAACCCGGAAGAAGGACUCACCCACAGAAAUCAAGAAUACAAAUAAAGGGAGCCCUAAAGAGUCCUCAAUGGGAUUUUAUAAAGAAAAAGCUUCAUUCGGAGACUCGUGUGUUGGUAAAAAACAAAGAACUCUCACUUAUAACCAAAUGACGGCCCCAUACCACGAGCCCUUUUGUUUGGAUAUUUAUAUUUCAAAGGCUUCAGUUCGAGCAUGCGUGAUCCACCGAGCCACUAGCAAAGUGGUUGCCGUAUCGCACUCUAUUUCUAAAGAUAUGAAGUUCGAUUUGGGGUCGACGAAGAACAGGAAUGCGUGUACUGCUGUGGGGAGAUUGUUGGCUCAGAGGGCAUUAGAGGAUGACAUACAUAAUGUGGUGUACACGCCCAGAAAAGGGGAGAAAUUGGAGGGGAAGAUUGGGGUUGUUGUCAAGGCUAUUGUUGAUGGUAGAGUGAAUGUGAAGGUGAAGCUCAAGCAAAAGAGAUUUGGAUGGGGGAAAAGUGUUCGGCUGGGAAUUCAAGAUAAGCGUUCAUUUCAAUAG